Molecule: messenger RNA, 2610 nt
Organism: Laetiporus sulphureus 93-53
Lineage: Eukaryota; Fungi; Basidiomycota; Agaricomycetes; Polyporales; Laetiporaceae
Exons: 10
Coding region: 1-2610 (869 amino acids)
Molecular function (GO): metal ion binding
Source: RefSeq, a predicted model, not a curated record
AUGGAAUACCCGAAUGCGGCGUGGCUGCAGCAGCACCAGAUCCCCGAUUUGCAGUCUGUCCCUCCAGACGGGCAGCAUGUUGUCAGCGACGAUUGGAAGAACUCGUCCUCCAGCGCGCAGACGGCAUCGGGUGCUGCGGCUGUUGCUCCUGCCAUCGACCUGAACGAGUUUGGGCUGGGGGAUCUGUCGGGGCCAUCGACAUCGUCUAGCUCGGUUUCGAAUUCGUCCAACGCAUUCUACCCGUUUGCACAGCACAGCAGCUACUACCUGCCUAGUGCACCCGGCCCCUACAAUGCGGUUCCAUACGGCACUCAGUGGUCUAGCCCCGCUCAGUUGCCACUCUCGAGCUAUUCCUCACUCAACGGUGCGACAAGUGUAACGCCGUCAUCGACUCAGCAAGGUAUGGGCCCAACGUCGUCCAAUAUGAUCAUCGACCCGGCGUUGACGACCGUGAAUGGCUUGGGCUCACCUCAUCUGCAAUAUCAGCAUUCCUCUUCGUUCCUUCCUUCGCAACCUCAAUCGCGACCUCAGUAUCAGCAGUAUCAGCACCAACCUACCUUGUCCAUUAAUCCUUCUUAUACACCGCAGCAACAACAGCAACAACCACCGCCACAGCAGCAUCAGCAUUCUCAGCAACUUCAGCAGGCCACUCUGUCUCCGCAUGUUCUAUUCACUCCCAGCAGCAGUAGCACGCUGACGGGCGCUCUACCGCCGUCGUCAUUCUAUCAGUCGAACGUGCCUGUUCCGUCGAAACCACCAGGGCCGACUCCUGAACAGCGCAGGAUCUCUUUUCUCACCUCGAUCAGGCCUUUGUUGUCGUCGACCUCGUUCACAGGUGCAGGUGCCGUUGUACAAUUGGUGGAUCACAUCGAUGAUUAUGGUCCAUUGGAUGUUGAGCCGCAAACACGGUUGGAAAUUCUGACGAAAAUGCGUGACAAUGCUCCCAAUCACUAUUUCCGUGCCUGGGUCGAGAACGAGGAUGCAAUGGAUAUCACUCGAGAAUGGCUUAAGUCCGCAUAUGCAGGGAAGAGUGAUGGCCAGAUGGUGGAGACCAUAAUGCCUUUGUUGCAUGUCAUUGAUCGAUUGCCACUGACGCUCGACAGCUUGAAGUCAUCGAAGCUGGGCAAGAUCAUUGUGCGACUAGUCAAGGAACCUCCUGCACCUGCAAUCAAGGAUAUGGCAUCGAAUUUAGAACGUAAAUGGCGACAGCUACUUGUCACUAGUCAUGAGGAGUCCAAACGAAUGGAUGUCGAUUCUGAUGACUCGAAGGGCAAAAAGCGCAAGGCGGACGCCCCCUCGUCGAAGUCGGCUCCUCCAACCAAAAAGGCCGCUGUAUCUACAUCGGGCACGUCGGCGAAGGCUGUAGCAGUCAAGAAAGAGGUGAAGACGGUCGUCAAAGAAGUGAAGGAUGCGAAGUCGGAUUCGUCGUUCUUUUCAGCCCCCAGGCCGAAGCCAAAGCUGCCCAGUUUCAAGAAAGCCCCGCCGGCACCAGUGAAGAAGGAACCGGACUUGAAUAUCGCGCAACCUUCGUCGAUCAACCCGUUUGAAGAGGCUCUGAAAUUGAUGGCCAGGGCCCGCAAGGAUUCUCCCGCAACGGCAACACCGCCACCUGCACCGGUCACCAGUACUCCUUCGAUCAGCGCUACUGCUUCUGGGAAACGGAAGAAGACGGUCACGUGGGCACCUGAGGGCAAGCUGGAAAUGGUCAAACUCAUUGAGCGUGCGGUCUACGAGGAUGAUCACACGGAUGGUAUGUUGCCGACGCACAACGUACGUGAUCUCGACCGAGACGAAGGCGCGGCAUUGCAUGCCCAUAUGUUUGAAGAGCAGAUUGAAUGGUUUGAACCAAUCCUCAUUGAAAUUCCAUCGGACAUCGAACUCCGCCCACGAGGAGAGGAAAGUCAAGAGAAGGCUGCGCAAGAGGAACGAGAACAAAGCGCGCUAGUCGCCAUUUACGUCUCACCGGCGCAGAUACCGGACAGUCCGGCAGAACCACCGACCCAGAUAUCAGAAGAACAGGUUGAUGAGGGAGUCAGAGUCAUGUUGACGGGUCCCGACGUCGAUGCUAUUUUCUGGAGUGGAGGCGAUCCAGCUGUGCUGGAGUCUCAGAAACACUCUGUAGCCGAGUUGGUGGGGCAGCUUGCAGCAGGCGCUACUGAUUUGCCAAUGGCGAAUGGGCAGCAGUUGGAUCCCAAGGCGUUUGGCCUCGAUACCAAUGUUAUGCAGGCAUUGCCAGGAUUCGCGAAUUUUAAUGCGGAACAAGUGCAACAGCUUAUGCAAGCUUUGGCUCAGACACAAGGCGGAAUGUUCCAGUCACAGGCCCCCGGACAGCCUUCGCAGAGCGGGGAUUGGAAUUCAGACCAAUAUCCGGACUAUGAUGAUCGGGAGUACUUAGAUCACGAAGAAGGUGGACGGGACCGCCGGUGGCCUGAAGACGGCUGGAGUGAACGUGGCGGAGGUCGUGGUCGACAUCGUGGCCGUGGCCGUGGUCGAGGCGAUGGCUUUAGAAAUAAUAAACGAAAGCCGUGCAGUUUCUUUGCAGCAGGAAGGCGAGCACCAAUAUGCCGAUACGGGGACCAAUGCGAUUUCAGCCAUGAGCCCAUAUACUGA